Molecule: messenger RNA, 1453 nt
Organism: Suillus bovinus
Lineage: Eukaryota; Fungi; Basidiomycota; Agaricomycetes; Boletales; Suillaceae
Exons: 6
Coding region: 67-1092 (341 amino acids)
Source: RefSeq, a predicted model, not a curated record
GUCAGUCUUGCGAUCCAUGUCACUACAUAAGAUGUUUUCUUUUUCUUUUUCUUUUUCUUCAAAACCAUGUCUAGUCCCUCUUCCUCGGAGGAUCGCGAGAUAUCUUAUAAUUUCUGGUGCGUUUGUACUCUUGCGUUUCUUUUCGAUAUAAAUCCCUUGUACAGGCGAGAACAUUCGGAGCUAUCCAAGGCAUUCAGUGAUUACUACCUGCCUUCACCUCCAGAAGAUCCCCCGCCAACCAUGGCUACUCAGCAUCAGCUUAUGUAUGACGGAGGCUUGAAGAACAAUGAUCAGCGUCAUGUUCGCAGUGCUACUGGACACCCUUCGGACGCCUCUCUCAAUAUGGGGUCUUCAUGCAAUGUUUCUGUAUCAUGUCGCGUGGAGGGUCGCCCUUACCCGGUUCAUAAUAGCCAAUUACAACUGCAUGGAUCUUCUUCAGCGGAGCACAGAGUGGGUUAUGAUUUCUGGAAGCAGGAUUCGGAGCUAUUCAAUGCAUUGCACGCAGAACCGCCGGGAUUUGUCCAUCAUGGCCUGUCCUCCUUUCAGCCUCAGCAGAACUACUACUUGCCUUCACCUCCAGAGGAUCCCCCAGCGACCGUGGUUGCUCAGCAUCAGCUUAUGUAUGACGGAGACUCGACGAACAACGAUCAGGCUCCUGCUCAUCUAGAGUUUUCUCGUAACAAUGGUCUAUCUUUGAGUGAUUCGACGCACUCGUUCCUUGAGAACGGUCAGUAUAAUAUUCACAUUGCUGCUGGACAGCCUUCGGACAACGUCUCUUUCAACGAUUUCCACUCUCCUCAGUCUUUCUCCGAUGAUGGUGACGCUCACACGGUUCGUGAAAACCAAUCAUCAUCGCACGGAUUUAGCCACUUGUUAGUCUGCAAGUGGAAAGAUGAUCGCGGUCUAUGCAACAAGACUGAAAAUGAACUCCGAAAGAUGGUGAAGCAUGUGAGGUCAUCUCAUCUCCCACCGCAUAGUCGCGCCACUAUGAAAUGUCAAUGGGAGGGAUGUAAAGAUUCUAUCUGCCGAGAUACAAUUUUUCGCCACAUUCGUCAAAUUCACCUCGAAAUCGGAUCGCGACGCCAGGCAUAGGUUACUUCGAUUCGCACAUGAAUAGACUCCCUCACGAUCCGCGGCCCAUAUUGUUCACAAUUGGCAGCAAAGUCUGAGGGUCUCUAGUACAUCAUCGAGUGUGUCUCUUGCACCUCAUCAUAAUUAAGGAGCCUCUGGCGCUGUCUCCGAGCCCCUCCGCAUCGCUAUAUGUAAUUUGAUCCCCCCACACUCAUGUUUCGUUUUCCCCUCACGCUUAUGUUAUGUUGUUUUCUCUCGCUUCUUAUAUUGUGUUUCCCUUUGUAGUUAUGUUAUGUCACCUAUGUUGUUUCGUGCUUUCGUACUUGAGAAUGUUUCUUAAUAGAUUCUUGGUGAAUUUAAUCGGGUUCUGAAGACAACAAGA